Messenger RNA from Bathycoccus prasinos, 393 nucleotides. RefSeq lists its product with no specific name. Gene Ontology annotation, biological process: cytoplasmic translation. Gene Ontology annotation, molecular function: structural constituent of ribosome. The record is from RefSeq and is a predicted model, not a curated record. Gene Ontology annotation, cellular component: cytosolic large ribosomal subunit; ribosome. Lineage: Eukaryota; Viridiplantae; Chlorophyta; Mamiellophyceae; Mamiellales; Bathycoccaceae. The transcript has a single exon. The coding region runs from base 1 to 393 and encodes 130 amino acids.
AUGGUGAAAUACGCGCGAGAGUCCAACGACGCGACGAAAUCGUGCAAAGCUCGAGGCACGGAUUUGAGAGUUCAUUUUAAGAACAUGAGAGAAACGGCGAUGAACAUCAAGGGGCGAAGUUUGAGCGACGCGCAAGGUACGCAUUUUGUAAUUUUUUUUAAAGAGCGCAAUCGAUUUUGCCUGCGGAGAGAGAGGAGGCUUUUAACGCGUAAUUUUUGGGCGAGAAGGAGGGUUACACCAACCCUUUCGCGAAGGUUGAAUUCGCAAAGGACGAGUGGAAUUGAACGCGCGAACGUUUUAUCCGCUCGUUUCGCGCGGGUUUUAUCCGAGAGCGACUCGUUCGAUGGUUCUUUUGUGCGUUCGUUCGCAGCAGGGUGUCGCCCUCUUCUUUAG